UGUUUUGCAUGUUUUGCGAUAAAACAACGAAAUAAAACUUUUCCUGUAAAUAAUGUCCGACUAUAAUGUGUCAGAGUCAACAACUGAGGCAGAGGCACCAUCAGAACAGCAAUCCUUGUUAUCGCGUCGUUUAUCGCGGGUUGUCAGUGCAAAUGCGGCGGUACCGAAGCCUGGAGAGCGGCCUAGACAACAUCAAACAAGUCGUAUUCCCCUGGUUCGUAAACGCUCUUUAGGUCUCAGACGCCAGUUGUCAAUCUUUGACAUUGCUCGCUUAACGAUAUGCAUGCUUGGUGUUCAAUUUACCUGGACGGUGGAACUUGGGUAUGGUACACCCUAUUUGCUUUCAUUAGGCAUCCCAAAGACGUUGACGCCUCUUGUCUGGCUAGCAGGGCCUCUAUCAGGUCUUGUGAUCCAACCUGUCGUGGGGGUCUUUAGUGAUUCACUGGAUUGGAAAAUUGGUCGUCGGCGACCUUUCAUCCUGGUUGGUGCCAUGUUGACAAUCCUUUCAAUGUAUAUGGUCGCCUUUGCUCGUGACUUGGCCGAAAUAAUCACGGGAAAUCCGGAUAGUGAAGCCAAUGAUCCCUAUACAGGCGCUGUUAAGGCAUGGACAAUUGGGUUUGCAGUAGUAGGCUUUUAUUGCCUUGACUUUUCAAUCAAUGCGGUCCAAGCAAGUUGUCGUUCCUUGAUCAUGGAUAUUCCUCCAACAGACCAGCAAGAGAUUUGUAAUGCUUGGUCAGGCUGGAUGAAUAAUUUGGGAUCCGUUGUCGGUUUCUUUGCAGGAAAUCUGGAUCUGGUCAAAUAUUUUAGUCCUUACCUAGGAGAUACCCAAAUCAAGAUCUUGGCCAAUGUCGCCAUGUUCUUUUUUAUUCUCUGUCUCAGUAUCUGCUGUUUGAGUGUUAAAGAGAUCCCAUAUCGCCCUACCGAAGAAGAUAAAAAGAGAUCUAUUUGGAAUACACUCGGCAAUAUCUGGAAGGCAUUAAGGAUACUACCAGAAGAGAUCCAGCGGAUUUGCAAUGUUCAGUUCUUUGCUUGGAUGGGCUGGUUCCCUUUCUUGUUUUAUUCAACCACUUGGGUUGGUGAAAUCUUACAUCGUUAUGAAAGCACUCCAGGCGAAGGCAACAAUGACGGUCAUACCAACUCUACGAACAUCAUUCAUCUUCUUGGAGGACUUUAUCAUCAUCUCGCGCCUCAUCCACCCAGCGAACCACUCAGCCCCUCUCUUUUACUACGAUCCUCACCUUCUUUAGGCGGAGAUCCUGAAACAGAUGCAGAACGCGCAGGCUCCUUUGCUUUACUUUGUUGGGCUGGAGUUGCAGUCUUCUGUGGAAUCCUCAUCCCAAAGAUCACGCCUCAGGAGAUCGGGUUUGAACGCUGGCCCCGCAACCCAUUCACACUCAAAAACCUAUGGACCAUGUCCCUUGUCUGGUUCGCGGUCUGUAUGGGCAUGACCUGGUUUGUUGAUGACCUCUGGGCUGCAACAGGGGUGAUCGCAUUAUGUGGUGUCCCUUGGGCGGUCGCAAUGUGGAUCCCUUUUGCAAUGGUUGGUGAAAUCAUCAGUGAUAUGAAGGAUCGACUUGAAGGAAGAGAUCGAGAAGAAGAUCAAUCAACAGUAGUGGACAGGGCAAACUAUGGGACCGUCUCAUCUUCGACUACCACCUUGGAGAAUAACCCCAAGAACCAUAACAAUGAAAACAUUAGUAACAGCAACAACGUCAUCAAAAACGACCAUACCAAUUCUGAAAAUAAUGGAGAGACCAGUGUCGUUACAACCGUAGUUCCGAUUCAUGAUAAUAAUGACAACAACAAUGAUGAUGAUGAUGAUGAUGAUAAUGACGAAACAGAUCUGUUCGGCAAUCACGGACUGACUGACGCAGAAUUGGAGGCCGAGCGUAAGAGAAAAGGCCCACAUUUGGAUGCUGGGCUGGUAUUGGGUGUCCACAAUAUGUACAUUGUCUUCCCACAAUUUGUAGAUGCCAUCAUCGCUAGCUGUUUGUUUGCUAUCAUUGGAACAGCCCAGCCACGUAAUGAUUAUCCUCGACAGCCCCCAUCCACUCAUCAACCACCACCUGGAGUCGGCAUCCCUCCCAGUGAUGCCAGUUCAGACUCGAAAUUUAGGAUGAUGAGCGAACUUGUCAAGGCUGCUGCUGUUGCGACUGCACAAGGUGGCCCAGAGCCGGUGGGUUGGGUCUUACGAUUUGGAGGAUUGAUGGCCCUUAUUGCAGCGUAUCUGACUAGACGUCUUUAACCUGUUCAUCGUCUGUGUUCGGGAUUCUUUGUUAUAUAAGUAACAUUUUUGUCCGCAAGGCACUUUCCUGUCAAAACUCGAGAAAGAUUCUUUUUUUUGUUUAAAAUUCGACAACUGUAUGAUCUAACCAUUCAAUUCUAUAUUAUAAACAUGUAUAAAUAUAUAUAUAAAGGUGAAAGAUGAAAUGAAAAAGAGUGGAGCGG
This is a messenger RNA of Lobosporangium transversale, 2448 nucleotides long. RefSeq names its product major facilitator superfamily domain-containing protein. The coding region runs from base 53 to 2245 and encodes 730 amino acids. NCBI's taxonomy places the organism in Eukaryota, Fungi, Mortierellomycota, Mortierellomycetes, Mortierellales, Mortierellaceae. The transcript has 4 exons. Gene Ontology annotation, molecular function: sucrose:proton symporter activity. Gene Ontology annotation, cellular component: membrane. The record is from RefSeq and is a predicted model, not a curated record.